GUAAACGGAGCAAAAUUCGCACUUGGUUUUGAUUGGAGCCCUGUACAGAGGGUCUCUGGUGGUGUGGAAUAAAAAGAGCGAGUGAACAGCAUGCCCUGCAGUUUUUUCAGCUCCUAGAAAGAAUGCAGCCUUGUUUUUCUACACCUCUGCAUAGUAUUCCAGAGAAAUCCCCAGAGACACAACUCAGUCUCUCUUGAUCGACAGCUGUAGCUCGUCUCGGGCGUCACCGGUUAAUUCUCAAAUAAACUGCAGCUAUAUUCUGCACCCAGUAUUUCAGGGAAGGGUUCUUUAUGGACUGUCUUAUAUGGGAGAUGAAUUAAUAUAUGGUUUGAGGAUGAUAUCACUUCUCUAAGAAGCGUGGCUGUAGUCGCAUCCCCUCCAUCAUCUACUCAUCAAAUUGUUGUUCUAGUUCACUUGAGUGUCUUAGCUUUCACCAUGACAACAUUUGACUUCUCGGAUAUAAAGGCGUUUUUGGACUGCCACCCAGAUCUCUUCGAGCAGCAUCUCGUUCGAAAGGCAAAAUGUGAUCAGGUUAGCAGGUCGUUGAAGGAACAUCAGCCGUCAAAAAAUGCCCACAGCCGAGGAGAAGCCUGCGUCAGGGACCCGCUCUGGCCAACCAACCCAGACGGGCUCCGACGCAGAUCGUCCCACAUGGAACUGCAACGAAACUUCGCCCGGUCCAAAGCCACCACUGCACACCGGACCUACGACGCGCACGCGAGCCUAACAGAACACGAAUCCAAGUCCAGCACGAGGCGCCGUGCGCUCCUGCGUAAAGCCAGCUCCCUGCCUCCGACAACGGCGCACAUCCAGAGCGCUCUGCUGGAGUCCAGGGUCAGCGUGCCCCAGUAUGCGUCCAGCGCCAUCGACUACAAAAACAGACUCAAGGAAACCAACGAGAGGGAGUUUUUCUUGGAGUUAGUGAAGGAUAUCUCCAAUGAUUUGGACCUGACAAACCUCAGUUAUAAGAUCCUGAUCAAUGUGUGUAUCCUGGUGGAUGCAGACCGGUGUUCGCUUUCCCUCGUCGAGGGACCCGCGCACAAGAAGACACUAGUAUCCAAAUUCUUUGAUGUGCACUCAGGCACCACGGUCAGAUCAUCCUCCAGCCCUAAACUCCAAUGGGGAAAGGGUAUCAUUGGAUAUGUGGCAGAGCAUGGAGAGAGUUCAGAUGUACCCCGGCAUUCAUGUGGGAUUAUGAAUGUGUUUUUAUUCCAGGACCACCGCUUCAGUGACGAGAUAGACAAGUUAACAGGCCACAAGACUCAGUCCAUCCUCUGUAUGGCCAUCUGCAACAGUGAUGGAGAAGUCAUAGGUGUUGUGCAAGCAAUCAACAAAAAUCGCACGGGCACACCCUUUACUGAGGACGAUGAGAAGGUGCUGCAGAUGUAUGUACCGUUCUGUGGAAUAUCGAUUUCCAAUGCCAAGUUGUUUUCAGAGUCUCGCAAAGAGUAUGAAAGAAGUCGGGCUCUGCUGGAGGUGGUCAAUGACCUGUUUGAGGAGCAGACUGAUCUGGAGAAAGUCGUCAAGAAGAUCAUGCAGCGAGCUCUGACCCUCCUGCAGUGUGAGCGCUGCUCCGUGCUUCUCCUGGAGGACGUGGACUCACCUCUUGUGAAAUUCUCCAAGAUGUUUGAGCUCAUGUCUCCUUUGUGCAACAUGAACCAUGACAUCAGCAUGGAGAAGCUAUCGUGUUCUGAUUGGCUGAUCAAUAACAGCAUUGCUGAGCUGGUGGCUUCCACUGGCCUGCCUGUUAAUAUCAGCGAUGUGUGUCAGGACCCACGUUUUGAUUCUGAGGUGGAUCAGGCCUCAGGGUUUCACAUUAGAUCAGUGUUAUGUGUCCCUAUCUGGAAUCGAACUCACCAGAUAAUUGGAGUUGCACAAAUCCUGAACCGACUGGACAGGAAGACUUUCAGUGAUGCAGAUCAGAGGCUGUUUGAGGCAUUUGUUAUAUUCUGUGGACUUGGAAUCAACAACACUAUGAUGUACAAUCAAGUUAAGAAGACGUGAGCCAGACAGUCUGUAGCGCUGGAUAUGCUGUCCUACCAUGCUACCUGCUCCAAAGUAGAAGUGGACAGACUCAAGGCAGCCAAGAUCCCCCUGAGCAGUGACUUAGGCAUUGAUGAGUUUCACUUCAACAACUUCUCUUUGGACAGCGAUGCCAUGAUCAUCGCGUCACUCUGGAUGUUUCUGGAACUCGGUGUUGUGCAACAGUUUAAAAUUGACUACGAGGUUUUGUGCCGCUGGCUUCUGACUGUGAGGAAGAACUGUCAGACUGUGGCUUAUCAUAACUGGAGUCACGCUUUUAAUGUGUCUCAGUGCAUGUUUGUUAUGAUCACGACAGCCAGUUUCCAGGAUGUUUUAUCAGAUGCAGAGAUCCUGGCACUGAUGGUUGGCUGCCUGUGUCACGACUUGGACCAUCGAGGCACCAAUAAUGCAUUUCAAGCCAAGACAGGCUCUGCUCUGGCUCUGCUCUAUGGGACAUCAGCCACCCUGGAGCAUCAUCACUUCAACCAUGCGGUCAUGAUCCUCCAAAGUGAGGGUCACAAUAUCUUUGCAAACCUCUGCUCUAAAGAGUAUAGCAACAUGAUGCAACUAUUGAAGCAAGCUAUUCUCUCCACAGACCUUACUUUGCACUUUGAGCGCAGAACCAAGUUCUUUGAGUGCGUUCUGUCUGGAGAAUUCAGCUGGACAGAUGAAGGACAUAGAGAAAUUCUCAGGUCUAUGCUGAUGACAGCAUGUGAUCUGGGCACCGCCACUCGUCCUUGGAAGAUAUCCAAGCAGGUUGCACAGCUGGUGACGAGUGAAUUCUUUGAACAAGGUGACAGGGAGAGGUCUGAGCCUAAGUUGACCCCAGGGGCAAUAUUUGACCGUAAUCGCAAAGAUGAAGUACCUGCUUUACAGCUGGAAUGGAUAGAUGGAAUCUGUAAACCCCUUUACAAAGCACUGCUGAAGCUUAACAGGAAGUUGCAACCAAUGGUUGAUGAGAUAGAUGCUAAUCGAAAGAAGUGGCAGGAGCUCUGCUCAUCCUAUGAGCAGAAACACAAAAUGUCAGUUUCCAGUGAACCAGACCAGAGUCCUGCAUCCCAUAAAGGUGCAGGAACCAGUCAAGACCCAGAGCCCCCAGAGAUUGUGAAGCUGGUCAAAAACAGCAAGUCUUCGACCUAGAAACCUAGUCCAGUUGGUUUUUUCAACUUUUUUUUUUUUUUUCAGAUCACAUUGUUUUGUAAUUCAGACUGGAAACUAUGCUGGUUAUGUUGAAAAUGCAUGUACAGUAUCAUGUAUGUUGACACUGGACAUUAUCUUGGUGCUUCUGACUGCUUUGAGAUUUGCUUUGCAUGAAACCACUGUAACGGAAACAUUAAGUGUUGCUACAUGAGAAUGUAGUUGCUGCACUAUUGUUGAGAUUAGAUAAAGAUUUCUAUUUUCAGUCACAGACUCUAUCAAAAUUAUCCAUUCACUGCAUUAUUUUUCAUACACUGGACUCUAUAUUUAUGUAAGAACUAUCAGUUUUUCCUGUGGUUUCUACAUUGUCCACUAAAAUACAUUCUUAGAGAACAUAAAAAAAAUGUUUAGAGAACAAAAGUACUGUAGAAACU
This is a messenger RNA of Monopterus albus (swamp eel), 3593 nucleotides long. It is a transcript of the gene pde11al, whose product is annotated as phosphodiesterase 11a, like. Gene Ontology annotation, molecular function: protein binding; 3',5'-cyclic-nucleotide phosphodiesterase activity. NCBI's taxonomy places the organism in Eukaryota, Metazoa, Chordata, Actinopteri, Synbranchiformes, Synbranchidae. The record is from RefSeq and is a predicted model, not a curated record. Gene Ontology annotation, biological process: signal transduction.